Messenger RNA from Aegilops tauschii subsp. strangulata, 678 nucleotides. Lineage: Eukaryota; Viridiplantae; Streptophyta; Magnoliopsida; Poales; Poaceae. The record is from RefSeq and is a predicted model, not a curated record.
GGCCAAGACCCCCACCCCCAACCACAGCGAACAGAGCGAGAUUUAGACAGAGAAAAGACUACGGAUACAUACUGAGAGAAAAUGCAGAUUACUGGUAAGGUGAAGUGGUUCAACGAAUCCAAGGGGUUCGGCUUCAUCACCCCCGACGACGGCAGCAAGGACGUCUUCGUCCACUUCACCGCAAUCGCUGGCAACGGCUUCAAGACCCUCGCCGAGGGCCAGCGUGUCGAAUUCGAAAUUCAAGACGGCCAAAAAGGCCCGUCCGCCGUCAAUGUCAAGGCCCUAGAGCUAGAGGAGGAUAAGAGCAUUUCGAGCAAAUUAUAGGAGGAUGCUUCACCCAUCCACCUGCGUCGAUGCGUAAUAUCCUAUGCUGCGUUCGGAAGGAUUGCUCUUGUUUGUGUUCUCUUCUCACCGUUUCUCCUUUUCAUUUUACAUCAAGACUACAUGGGUUAACUACUGCUCCGUUCGGGCUUGCAAGGAAUAUGGUUUUUUGUUUGAGUCAAAUGUUUUUUUUUACUUUAAAUGAGUGUAUACAAAGAAAGAUAUUUACAGUACCAAAUCAGUAUCAAUAGAAUUACCAUGAAAUGUGUUUCUGUAACGUAUUUGUUGGGUAUUGUAAAUUUUGAUAAUAACUAUUUCUAUAAACCUGGUCCACUACUGUGGAAAUUAGUCUCUUGA